CAAAACUCUCCUGCUGACUGCAGCCUGAAGACUGAAGCAGAGUAGUCACAGGGAUCUUCAGCACCUCUACCCAACAGAAUGAAAUACACACAAUACAUUUUCCUGGCAUCAAUCCUCUCCACGGUUGAAUAUAGCCUAGCUCAGACCUGUGCAGUGGACUCUUUCUCUGUGAAAGACAAUUUUGAUCCAAAAAGGUACGCAGGGAAAUGGUAUGCCUUGGCUAAGAAAGAUCCAGAAGGCCUUUUCCUUCAGGAUAACAUCUCUGCUGAAUACACUGUUGAGGAAGAUGGCACAAUGACAGCUUCUUCCAAGGGCCGGGUGAAGCUUUUUGGGUUCUGGGUAAUCUGUGCUGACAUGGCUGCUCAGUACACAGUGCCAGACCCGACCACUCCUGCAAAGAUGUACAUGACGUACCAGGGCCUGGCGAGCUAUCUGUCGAGUGGUGGGGACAACUACUGGGUGAUUGACACCGACUAUGAUAACUAUGCCAUUACUUACGCCUGCCGCAGCCUGAAGGAGGACGGCUCCUGUGAUGAUGGCUACUCCCUGAUCUUCUCUCGCAACCCCCGUGGCCUGCCCCCCGCCAUCCAGCGCAUCGUGCGCCAGAAGCAGGAGGAGAUCUGCAUGUCUGGCCAGUUCCAGCCUGUGCUGCAGUCAGGUACCUCAAGUCAACCCGCAGAGAAAUGGCUGCUCAGGCAGCUUGCAGGGGAGGUGACCGUAUUUGCUAUCAGUGUGGCAGAGCCACAGCAAGCCAAGCUGUAUCGUUUAUGAUGUUUUUAACUUCAUAAGAAAAAAGCUGCAAAAGGCAA
Messenger RNA from Meleagris gallopavo (turkey), 809 nucleotides. RefSeq names its product purpurin. Gene Ontology annotation, molecular function: retinol transmembrane transporter activity; retinoid binding. The record is from RefSeq and is a predicted model, not a curated record. NCBI's taxonomy places the organism in Eukaryota, Metazoa, Chordata, Aves, Galliformes, Phasianidae.